AUGUCUCAACAAGAAAUAGACAAACAACGCUUAGUCUACGCAAUUUUAAAGUUUCUCGAAGGAGAAAUACAAACUGAGACUAACAAUGCUGAACGACGUGAGAGUAUGGAAGUUGCUGUUCAAUGCCUUGAAACAGCCUAUGACGUAUCACUUGCAAAUACACAAAAUGAAUCAGUAUAUGGUCCCGUUAUAGAACUAUUACCACUUGUAACUGAGAUUUCCAUUGCAACAGAAGCAGCUCAAUCAAUCAGUUUUACAUCAUGGCCACAUACUAGUGAACAACUGCCAAUGAGUGUACCAUUAACGGAUGAUAUGCGACAACAAGCAGAUAAAUUAAAAAAUGAAGGAAACGAAUUUGUUAAACAAGAAAAAUAUCGAGAAGCAUUAGAAGCAUAUAAUGCUGCUAUGAAAAUCGAUGGUAACAACGCCAUAUAUUAUUGCAAUCGUGCUGCUGCACAUAAUAAAUUAAAUAACAAUGAUCAAGCAUUAAGUGAUUGUUUUCGCUCAAUUGAAAUCGAUCCUAAUUACAGUAAAGCAUAUGGACGACUCGGUGUUAUUUACCUUUCAUUAGAUAAAGUACAUGAAGCACUUGAUGCUUAUAAAAAAGCUCAUGCAUUAGAACCAAAUAAUGAAAAUUAUAAACAAUCAAUAAGAAUUUGCGAAGAACGAUUAGUCUCAAUGCCGGGAGGUGCUACACCACCUGGUGGUCCUAACCUUCAAGCAAUGUUUGGCUCAUUAUUAGGUGGCAUGGGUGGUAUGAGUGGCCCUGCUGCUGGUGCUGCAGCAGCUGGUGGACCUGAUAUGAUGUCAUUUUUUAAUAAUCCAUCGUUGAUGAAUAUGGCGAUGCAGUUUGUUCAAAAUCCUCAAGUACAAGGACUGAUGGCUAAUUUAGUGACAAAUUUAGGAGCACAAGAAGGUGGUGAAGUCGGUUUACAAACUCUGUUACAAACAGGCCAACGUAUGGCUUCAGAAUUAUCAGCUAAUAAUCCUGAUCUUAUUGAAUCUAUUAGACGUAAUAUGGGUAACCGAGAACAACCCGAUGGAAACACUGAUGGAGGACCAGAUGGUACUUCCAAUGGAUCAUCAAAUCCUAAUAAUAGCUCAGAUCAAGACAAACCAUCAUCAUAA
This is a messenger RNA of Rotaria socialis, 1128 nucleotides long. The record is from the annotation of a GenBank genome assembly. Lineage: Eukaryota; Metazoa; Rotifera; Eurotatoria; Philodinida; Philodinidae.